AUGUCGUCCCAGAGCAAGCCUACUGAAGAACCAAAGAAAACUGCAAAACGUGACGCCUUGUGUGCAAUUGAGCACGAAAUACAGCUGAUCUGGGAGCAACACAAACCUUUUGAAGUAGACGCCCCAACAACCGCAGAGGUUCCUAACGAUAAUGAUAUUCAUACACUUUAUCCAAAGUUCAUGGGAACUUUUCCAUAUCCUUAUAUGAACGGGAGACUGCAUCUCGGCCAUUUCUUCACAAUAACAAAGGUUGAAUUUGCCGCAGGAUAUGAAAGGAUGAGAGGGAAGAAAGCUUUAUUUCCUUUGGGAUUUCAUUGCACGGGCAUGCCGAUCAAGGCAUGUGCAGACAAAUUAUCCCGAGAACUCGAUCAAUUCGGACCCAAUUUCCAAUUACCAAAGCCGAAAAAGGACGAUCUUGACGAAGUAAUGAAGGAUCUCACUCUGACCGACGCGAACAAGUCUAGUAAUUCAAAAGAUUCUACAAAGACACCGCAGAAGAAAAGCAAGGUAGCUGCAAAAUCAACCGGAGAAAAAUAUCAAUUCCAGAUAAUGCAGAGUUCUGGUGUCCCCAUCAACGAAAUUGCCAAGUUUGCUGACGCUGAUUACUGGUUGACGUAUUUCCCUCCUUUGGCCAUUAAAGAUUGCAAGGCUAUCGGAGCUAAGAUCGAUUGGCGCAGAUCGUUUAUAACAACGGAUGUAAACCCUUAUUACGAUUCUUUCGUUCGUUGGCAAAUGAGAAAAUUAAAGGCCCUCAAUAAAAUAAAGUUUGGCGAGAGAUAUACUAUUUAUUCUCCAUUGGACGGUCAACCAUGUAUGGAUCAUGACAGACAAAGUGGAGAAGGAGUAGGCCCACAGGAAUACACAGGAAUCAAACUGAGAGUGUUAGAGUGGAGUGAGAAGGCAAAGGCAGCUUUAGAAGGCGUAGGGGCUCUUGAAGGGAAAAACGUGUUUCUAGUUGCUGCUACUUUAAGACCUGAAACUAUGUAUGGACAAACUAAUUGCUACGUUGGGACAGAAGUUAAAUAUGGUCUUUUCCAGAUCAAUGAAUCCGAUGUGUUCGUAUGUACAUAUCGCGCCGCACGUAAUAUGGCCUUUCAGGGUUUAUCUAUGGAACAUGGCGUGGUCUCACAGUUAUUUGAAAUCAAAGGAUCUCCUCUAAUUGGCACCAAAGUCAAAGCGCCUCUUAGCAAAUACAAAUUUGUAUACGUCUUGCCGAUGGAGAACGUACUUCCAACCAAGGGCACGGGAGUAGUCACAUCUGUCCCAUCAGACUCACCAGAUGAUUACAUAACGCUUCAAGAUUUGAUAAAGAAACCGUCCUAUUAUAAUAUUGAUCCAUCUUGGGUUUCGGGAUACGAACCCGUCCCUAUUAUAGAUACACCAACGUUCGGAGACUUGGCUGCUCCAACUGUUUGUAAACUAAAGAAGAUUAACUCACAGAAGGAUCGUGUACAAUUGGCAGAAGCAAAAGAAAUGGUAUAUAAAGAAGGGUUUUAUAGUGGUCUCAUGAAAGUGGGCGAUUUCAAAGGCAAAUCAGUACAAGAAGCGAAGCCAUUGAUCAAAGAUCUAAUGAUCUCGACCAACGAAGCGUUUGUCUAUGAUGAACCAGAGAACCUUGUAAUGUCAAGAUCUGGAGACGAAUGCGUUGUGGCCUUGUGUGAUCAAUGGUAUUUGGAUUACGGUGAAGAAAAUUGGCGGCAACAAACGGAAAAUUGUCUUUCUAGACUGAAUACUUUCGGCAAUGAAACACGACAUCAAUUCGAAAGGACCCUGGACUGGCUGAACCAGUGGGCUUGUGCUCGGUCCUAUGGUCUUGGAACUAGAUUGCCAUGGGAUGAGCAAUACCUCGUCGAAAGUCUAUCAGAUUCUACAAUUUACAUGGCCUACUAUACCGUGGCUCAUUUAUUGCAUGGUGGUACUCUUGACGGUUCAAAACCGGGAACUCUUGGAAUCAAAGCAGAAGAAAUGAUUGAUCAAGUCUGGGAUUAUAUUUUCUGUGAUGGACCCGAACCAUUAGACUCGUCCGUUCCAAUAGAAAAGCUCCAAACAAUGAGACGCGAAUUUAAAUAUUUCUAUCCACUGGACCUGCGUGUUUCCGGGAAAGAUCUUAUUCCUAACCAUUUGACCUUCUUCUUGUACAACCACGUUGCAUUGUUCCCCCAAAAUCUAUGGCCACGUGGUGUAAGGGCAAACGGUCAUCUGCAGCUAAAUCGAGAAAAGAUGAGUAAGAGCACCGGAAAUUUUAUGACGGGCGCUGAUGCAGUCCACAAGUUUGGGGCUGACGCGACACGAGUUGCUCUUGCGGAUGCUGGUGAUGCAAUAGAAGAUGCUAACUUUGAAGAGUCUACAGCCAACGCGGCCAUUCUGCGACUUUUUACCUUGAAAGAGUGGUGUGAGGAACAAAUCAGAAACAAAGACUCUCUUCGUACGGGUUCUACUAGUAGUUUCAAUGAUCGCGUCUUUGAGAACGAAAUCAACCAUUUGAUUGAACUGACAAAUAACGCUUAUAAUGACGCAAUGUAUCGAGAAGCGCUUAAACAUGGUUUCUACGAACUUCAAUCAACACGUGACUGGUAUCGAGAGGCUACAGUUCAAGAGGGGAUGCAUCGAGAUUUGAUUCUGCGGUGGAUAGAGGUACAGGCUCUUCUUUUGGCGCCAAUAGCGCCUCAUUGGUGCGAAUAUGUUUGGCAAAAACUGCUAGGAAAGCCUGACUUAAUAGUGGAUGCCAGUUUUCCAACACCGUUUACACCUAUCGAUGAAGCAUUAUUGGUAGCCAUAGAAUAUAUUCGCAAGAUGGUGAAAUCUAUACGAGAUGUAGAAAUAAGUUCACAGAAGAAGAAGCAGAAAGGAAAACAAGGAAUAGCAAACUUUGACCCGACAAAACCCAAAGCUCUCAAACUAUUUGUCGCAACGAGAUUCCCGGCAUGGCAAGAUAUAGCUGUUGAGGCUGUCAAAGCUCAUUAUAACGAGUCUGCGAAAACAUUUGAUGAUGUUUCCAUACGGGUCGCUUUGACGGAAAAGGGAAUUCUAAAGAACAAGAAAACGAUGCCAUUUGUACAAGAUUUUAAGAAGCGAGUCGAGAAAUUUGGUCCAAUAGUGUUUAAUCGUACUUUACUGUUCAAUGAACAAGAAACCCUCGUUAAUGCACGUGAAUUUUUCAAGCGUGCGUUGGGUUAUGAAAGAAUUGAUAUUCUAAACGCAGAUGACGUAGAGAACGAUGAAGAAAGACGGGCUGUAGAAGCUGCUGUCCCGGGAGAACCGGGCGUGUUGUUCUGGAAUAUUUAG
Paraglomus brasilianum is the source of this 3285-nucleotide messenger RNA. Lineage: Eukaryota; Fungi; Glomeromycota; Glomeromycetes; Paraglomerales; Paraglomeraceae. The record is from the annotation of a GenBank genome assembly.